UGAUAGACCAACGCCUAUAAAAGCACAGAAGCGCUCUGCCAAAAUAGAUUCGAUUCAAAACAUUUCUUCAAGAUGCGCUGCCUGCUCCUCAUCUCGCUGGCUACCUUGUGCCUGGCCAGUGCUAGUCCGGUCCAACCGCAAAACAGGAUCAUUGCCGAGUUCUUCGGAUAUUUCGAUACUCUUCGAGGCAUCCAGUUCGGGAAUAUGCUGACCAUCACCAUUAACUUUGUGGGACAGAUCGUUGAAAGUGUGCCGGAAGCAGAACGUGGACCCGCAUCAGCAGCCCUCCAGGCGUACGUGAACCGUGGAAGGGAGCUUCGUCAGCGAGGCUCUGUCCAGGAAAAGUUUGACCAUGUCAAGGGUUUGCAGGAAGUCUUUGAAAAUGUACAGGGCCAGUUAGUUCCGUCCUCACUUGAAGCUAAUGUGAUUGGAAUGAGCAUGCUGGGUCUACUUGGAGUAGCCAGUGAGUUUGCCACCGAGGACGAGAAGGUCCACGCCAAGUUCGUCGAUGGCGCUACCAAGAUGAAGGCCAAGCUGACUCCAGAAACCAUAGCUCGAGAAAGGGAGCUCUUUGGAGUUAUAGAUGAGUUAAUCAAUUCUAACAAGUUUUAUGAACAUGAGCCCCUAAUCGAACGGUUCCUGAGUUUUAAAAAUAGAUACUAAACCUUGGCCUUCAAUUAAUUAAAAAUUUUUGCCUUCAAAGCUUGAUUAAAAUGGAAAUAGAAGAGGUCUCUGAACUCGCUUGUUAACCCAAUGCCCCAAAAUUGUUAUCAGUGGU
Drosophila kikkawai is the source of this 778-nucleotide messenger RNA. RefSeq lists its product as uncharacterized. The record is from RefSeq and is a predicted model, not a curated record. NCBI's taxonomy places the organism in Eukaryota, Metazoa, Arthropoda, Insecta, Diptera, Drosophilidae.